This is a messenger RNA of Physcomitrium patens, 1257 nucleotides long. RefSeq names its product NAD(P)H-quinone oxidoreductase subunit U, chloroplastic. Gene Ontology annotation, cellular component: chloroplast; chloroplast thylakoid membrane; NAD(P)H dehydrogenase complex (plastoquinone). Lineage: Eukaryota; Viridiplantae; Streptophyta; Bryopsida; Funariales; Funariaceae. The record is from RefSeq and is a predicted model, not a curated record.
CAAUAUUAGAUCAAUAAAAAGUCUGUAAAAGUACUACCGUCGUUGCAGUUGUCGAAUCGGCGACGACGAGUGGCCCACAUUGGCUGCCUCCACUAUCCGCCUGCGAUUGCUGAUCCCACGCCCAUUGCUACGCCCCAUCCUUUAGCUGGUGAGGAUAAGCUUUGGCCGAGGCCAUCACUCGCAACCGCGCAGAUUGUGGGCGUUAGAGAUUGCUAUUGUGCUCAUCUACAGCUUCGUGUCCAAGACUUGAAGUAUAAUUUGUGAGUGGUUCAGUUGGGGCACCAUGGUGCAGUGCCUUCCAGCGCAAUGCCAACUGGUCUCUCCUGUGUCUACACAAAUCGGUCCGAGAACUCGACGACUGACGUGCAACGCCGCUAGGAUAUCGCAUAGCCGGAGAGGCUUAGGGCUGGCGGUGAGGGCGGAAUCCAAAUCUGCAUCCACCUCCACAGUCGAACCUGCAGGUCCUGCACCUACUGAAGAAGUGACAUUGACACCCACCGCACCGCCUUCAAAGUCUCUCAUCAAUGAAGAAAAUAUUCUCAGUGCCAUAUCUGGCCGGAACAUUAUUGUGGAGGAUCACUACGGAAGGUUACGUGUUAAUCCAGAAGCGUCGUCGUCAGAGAUUGUCAAAGCAUAUCAAGAGCGAUGUGCGGAAGUGCGGCAACAAAAUUUGGGGGAAUCCGAAGCUCAGGAGAUCCUUAACAAACUGAAGGAUUCUGUUGACCUCCUGACGUCCGAAGAAGAACGGCGGCUGUAUGACUGGUGCCUGUUGCGCAAGGCAACACACACAGUUGACUACGCUUGGCCUUACGAGGCUGAUCUAACACAGCGGCUCCAAGACCCCACAACUCUCGUUGUGCCGCCGGAAGACGACGGAGUAAACGACCAAGUGGGCCUCUUCUUCGCUGGCUGGUUCGUGUUAUCUUGCGUUCUUAGCAUCGUCAUAGGCCACGGAUGGGACAAAUGCUUGUGAUUCUGCAAUUACAUGACGAGAGCUCUUAUCAGAACUACUGUUAUCAGAACUGCGUGACAAGGGUUCUUGUCGAAAACAAUGCUGUCAGAACUAUAUGAUACGAGCUGUUGUCUGCCUCUAUUACGUAAUAGAUAUUUUGGAAGAAGUCUGAUUUACUGUUAUGUUGCAUAGCCACCCACAUGGUGUACAUAUGGUGCCAAAAAGUUUGACUCAAUUCCACCGUAAAGGUUUGAUGUCUUUAAUUUUAUUUCAUUCAAUAAUGAGGUUUACAUAGUUCAUGAUUU